This is a messenger RNA of Haliotis rubra (blacklip abalone), 5099 nucleotides long. Its product is annotated as protein transport protein Sec24C-like. The record is from RefSeq and is a predicted model, not a curated record. Gene Ontology annotation, biological process: intracellular protein transport; COPII-coated vesicle cargo loading; endoplasmic reticulum to Golgi vesicle-mediated transport. Gene Ontology annotation, molecular function: zinc ion binding; SNARE binding. Gene Ontology annotation, cellular component: endoplasmic reticulum exit site; COPII vesicle coat. The transcript is spliced from 23 exons. Bases 185 to 3799 code for a protein of 1204 amino acids. NCBI's taxonomy places the organism in Eukaryota, Metazoa, Mollusca, Gastropoda, Lepetellida, Haliotidae.
UUCCUGCUUACGUGGCACGUGCUACGCAUGUCAGGAAGUCCAUGUCGGCUUUCCGUACGUGGCAGAAGUUGUGUGUAUUUUCUGGGCAUUUAUAACGAUUCAGAGGGUUUGGUGGUCAUUCGAGAUAACAGAAUUUGAUGCAGGCAAGUAUUUAGAUGAGGAUUGCAAGUGCCUGGUAUAGGAUAUGAGUGCACAGUUUCCCAGUAACUAUGGAUACAACCCAGGUGGAGCCCCACCUCCCCCUGGUCCGAUGGGUGGGAUGCCACCACGCCCAGGUCCCCCUGGUGGCAACAUGUACAACCACAACGGUCCUGCCCCACCAAUGCAGCCAGGACCCCCAGGUCCAGGACAAUUUGGAGGUGCCCAUCCCCCUCAGCCACAGGUGAUGAAACCAGGCCCACCUCAGAUGGGCCCUGGUCCAACCCAAAAUGGGCCUGCUUCUCAAAAUGGCCCACCACCAGGCCCACAGGGGGAUAACCGAUUUGGAGGACCACGGGGUCCAGCACCAGGUCCCCCCAGACCAGGCGCCUCGGGGCCCAUGAUGGGAGGCAACUUUCCCCCCGGGCCAAACCAGGCACCUAUGAGAGGGCCUCCACCACCCAACAGUAUGGGAGGAGGCCCACCCAAUAGUAUGGGAGGAGGCCCACCCAACAGUAUGGGAGGGGGACCCCCAAAUAGUAUGGCAGGGGGACCCCCAAAUAGUAUGGCAGGGCCACCACAACCCAGCGGUAUGGGAGGUGGCCCGCCUCCCCAUAGCAUGGGUGGUCCUCCAAUGGGUCAAGGGCCUCCAACAAGUCAGUUCAAUAGUAUGAAGAUUGCUGAUCAGAGAGCACCUGCUCCAUCAAUGGGUGGAAAUAUGGGCCCUGGUGGUUUUCCUCCCCAAGGAGGAAUAAGAGGCCCUCAACCGAACAUGGGGCCACCAAUGUCAUCACAUCAACCACCCACCAUGGGUUCACAACAAACUAAUUUUGGAGCACCAAAUAUGGCUCCUCCACAGACAAAUUUCGGUGCUCCACCAACUAGUAUGGGUCCCCCACAAACAAACUUUGGAGCACCACCAGGCAUGGGCUCUCCGACUUCUAUGGGGGCACCUCCCCAACCAGGGAUGCCACCAAUGGGGGGACAAGGGUUCCCUCCCACAAGUGCACCACCCACCAGUUUUGGACAGUCUCCUGUGAGCAUGGGAGGUGGGAUGCCCCCAGGGCCGGGAGCUCAGCCAGGAUUCUCCCAACCAUCAGGUCCGGGCGGAUUCCCUCCUCCUGGUCAACCCGGACCACCCACUAGUCAGUUUGGUGGGGGUUACGUAGGUCCGCAGAUGGGACAGGGGAUGCCACCUCAACCAGGUGGGCAGCCCGGGAGUCAGUUUCAAGGGGGUGGUGGUCCUCCAGCAGGACCCCAGGGAUUCGGCCAGCAGCAAUAUCAGUACGGUGCAGGAGGACAGAGACCACAGGCACAACCACAGCAACCAAGGAGGUUGGAUCCUGACCAGAUGCCAAGUCCAAUUCAAGUGAUUGAAGAUGAUAGAAGGAAUCGGAGUGGAUUAUUCCAGACAAAUGCAAAAGGAACAGUUCCACCCUUGGUUACCACAGAAUUUAAUAUUCAAGACCAAGGAAUGAGCAACCCUCGUUUCAUCCGCUCAACAAUGUAUAAUGUGCCUUGCACAUCCGACAUGAUUAAAUCAAGUCAUAUCCCCUUUGCUCUCUCCAUCACUCCAUUUGCCAAACUGCCUGACUCAGAGCAAGUACCCCCUCUGGUAGACUUGGGUGAACUUGGGCCUGUGCGCUGCAAGCGAUGUAAAGCCUACAUGAAUCCCUUUAUGCAAUUUAUCGACGGUGGGAGGAGAUUCCAGUGUGUUUUCUGUGGAGCUGCUACAGAAGUUCCAGCCGAGUACUUCGCACACCUUGAUCACACUGGGCGUCGGGUGGAUUGCUACAACAGGGCUGAGUUGUGUUUAGGAACAUACGAGUUCACAGCCACCAAAGACUAUUGUAAGAACAGUGUUCUACCCAAAGAGCCAGGUUUCAUCUUCAUGAUCGAUGUCUCCUACAACAGUGUGAAGAGUGGGUUAGUCCAGCUUAUCUGUGACAACCUCAAGGAAGAAGUCCUCGUCAACUUGCCCAAAGAGACUGGUAUGGAUGAAUCGGAGAUCAGGGUUGGAUUUGUAACUUACCACAAAGAGUUACACUUCUACAAUGUUAAGAGUUCUCUGGCUCAGCCUCAGAUGCUUGUUGUGUCAGAUGUGGAUGACAUGUUUGUCCCCUUGUUGGAUGGAUUUCUAGUCAAAUUGUCCGAGUCAGAAGCAGUUAUUGACAGCCUCCUUGCCCAGAUUCCAGUGAUGUUUGCAGAAUCGAAGGAGACGGAGACAGUGUUUGCUCCUGUUGUCCAGGCUGGACUGGAUGCCUUGAAGUCUGCGGACAGGACAGGCAAACUGUAUAUUUUCCACACGACGCUGCCCAUAGCCGACGCCCCUGGCAAACUGAAGAACAGGGAUGACAGAAAACUACUGGGCACAGAGAAGGAGAAGGCAAUCCUGACUCCCUCCAGCAACUUCUACACCAAGCUGGGGCAGGAGUGUGUGGCUGCAGGCUGCAGCGUGGAUCUGUUUCUCUUCCCCAACGCCUACACGGACAUCGCCUCCAUGGGGGAGGUGUGUCGACUCACAUCAGGCAACAUGUACAAGUACAGCUACUUCCAGGCUGAUAUAGAUGGAGAGCGUUUCAUUGAGGAUCUGAAGCGGAAUGUGAUGCGGCCAAUUGCAUUUGAUGGCAUUCUAAGAGUCCGAACUAGUCAGGGCAUACGCCCUGUAGAUUUCUUUGGCAACUUCUUCAUGUCAAACACAACAGAUGUGGAAAUGGCUGCCAUCGAUUGUGACCAGUCCAUCAAUGUUGAUAUUAAGCAUGAUGACAAACUGAACGAGGCAGAAGGUGCUUAUGUACAGGUUGCAGUGUUAUACACAACAGUGGCUGGCCAGAGGCGGUUACGAGUUCACAACCUUGCCUUCAACUGCUGCACGCAGAUGGCAGACCUCUUCCGCAGCUGUGAGCUGGAUGUUCUGGUCAACUACCUAUCAAAAUACACCAUCAGGAGCACGCUCAAUUCGAACCCCAAACAGGUGCGUGAGUAUGUGAUGAACGAGGUAGCCCAGAUCCUGGCUUGCUACAGGAAGAACUGUGCAAGCCCCUCGUCAGCUGGGCAACUCAUCCUCCCAGAGUGUAUGAAGCUCCUCCCUCUCUACGCCAACUGUGUCCUCAAAAGUGAUGGAGUGCAGGGAGGUUCGGAGAUAUCAACAGAUGACCGCAGCUAUCUGAUCCACCUCAUCAACUCAAUGAAUGUUGAAUCGUCCAAUGUCUUCUUCUACCCUCGUCUCAUGCCACUCCAUGAAAUAGAUUUGGAUGGAAACGACGACCCAGCAGCUAUCCGCUGUUCACAUGAACGCCUGCAGGAUUCCGGGAUUUACCUCCUAGAAAAUGGACUCUCAAUGUUUGUGUGGAUCGGUCACAAUGCUGAUCCUGACUGGAUACAUAAGAUCUUUGGAGUUCAAAGUGCAGCUCAAAUUGAUAUAGAUAAAUGCCAACUGCUGCCCCUGGACAACCCAAUCUCACGGCGGGUCUGUGAAACUAUUUCAAGAGCAAGAGGCAAGAGGAAUCGCUUCCUGAAGCUGACAAUUAUUCGCCAGCGUGACAAACUAGAACCGUGGUUCAAUCAUUUCUUGGUGGAAGACAAGGGACUGAAUGGAAGUGCCUCUUACGUGGAUUUCCUGUGUCAUAUACACAAAGAGAUUCGCAAUAUUCUCAGUUAAUAACUACCUACAAAGUCUGUGGAUGACACACCCAAUCUUUCAUCUGAAGUCCAGAGUGCCAGAAGACUAGUGAUACCGGACAUGCUUAUCAACACAGUUGUCUUGAAUAGUAACAAAAUAUGACAAGACAAUGUUCGCAAACUGAAGUGCAACCUUGUGAAACUGUUAUGUUUUAAGACAAAUGCUGUCUCGCACGGAGAUGUUAGGAUGAGAGUGGAAUAAGUCAGUUCUUAAUUCAAAGAAUUUACUUGUAUGUUUUACGAUCUUUUGUAACAGUGUAUGUAUGAAUUAUUUCAAAGAUAUAUCGUCAGCCAAGCAGCUGAAGCAUGUGGAUUGUGCAAACUGAUCUGUUGAUAGCUUAGGACAAAUCAAACAUUAUAUUGUGCUGUCAUGAAAAAUACCAAUGUGGGGGUAGAGAGAUAAGAUUGGGGUGAUAAUAUAGCGAUACAGUAUUUUGUGUGGUACUGUAUCGCAGUACGAAUCACCAUGGUUGUUGUGAUCAACAGUUGGUGCAAUCAAUAUUUGAAGUUGUUGGAGACAUGUACCGUUCAAAAUGGUUAGGGAUCUUGAAUAUUUUGGGGUAUAUUACAUAUGAAAGUGUGCGCUCAGUCUUCAUUACAAAACGUCCCCCAAAAUAUGAUCCGUAACCUUUUUGUUCAGUAUGUGAUUUAUUUUAUCUCUCAUUUUGUUUUAGGAACAUUUGUCUGUGAAUGGAAGCAUGUUUGACUGUUACUUUGUUACCAUAUUUUAACCACUGUACAUAAAAUCCUGCUUUGUAAAUAGGUUCAGUUGACACUGUACAUUCUACACAAUCAGUCUUUAAUGCAUAUUUAUUGUGUGUACAUCACAAGAUCGUGACUGCAUCGCUUUAAGUGGUCAUGUUCAACACGGUGACAUGGUCAUAAAUUUCAUAUCUUCAGUCAGGGCUGUAGAAUAUACAGAGUAGCUGCUGAUCAGCAUAUGUAGGAGUUUGUGCCAUGAGCUAAUCAAAUUAGGUCCAGUAUACAAAACCGGUAAUUGUCGGAGUGGUUCUGAUUGUGUUGAUAAAUCUCAUGAAUUGACUACUUAACAUCAGAUUAUAAUACACUCGGAACAGUUUAACUAGAUAUCAAAUCAUGACAUGCUUACAGAUUAGGAGCUCUAGUCUUUUUCUGUUACUGACGUAACCAUGGUAACGAGAACCCCCUGAUCAUCACCGAAUGCUAAUGUAGUUACAUCUCUGCUGUACAAUCGAUAUGCAUGCUGCAGUCCACUGACCAAGCCUGUAUUAUACAGUGGAAAAAUAAACCAAUAUUUUGUC